This is a messenger RNA of Oncorhynchus mykiss (rainbow trout), 4296 nucleotides long. Its product is annotated as progestin and adipoQ receptor family member 3. The record is from RefSeq and is a predicted model, not a curated record. NCBI's taxonomy places the organism in Eukaryota, Metazoa, Chordata, Actinopteri, Salmoniformes, Salmonidae. Gene Ontology annotation, cellular component: membrane. Gene Ontology annotation, molecular function: signaling receptor activity.
AGGGCAUUUUUACAAGGAUUAAAUGUCAGGAAUUGUGAAACACUUAGUUUAAAUGUAUUUGGCUAAGGUGUAUGUAAACUUCCGACUUCAACUGUAGAUGCAGUAAAGAGGUCAAUGGAAUGCAGACCGUGUGGGAUAGAAGGGCAAUGGAUUGGCGCACAUUCAACAAAUCUGAUCUAAGUGAAUAUUUGUCAAAUCCGCCAUGAUUGAUGUAUUGUAACAGGCCCACAAUGUGGGUACUAAAUUCUGAUUUGGAUAUAUUUAGCUGUUUUCGCUGCAUAACAUUUAGAAGUUUCCCCUUUUCAGGUUUAGAAGAAUGCUAACUCCCGUUUGUAUAAGCAGGUUAGCGUAGCUAGCACACAGAAAUUGGUGGUGUAGUCAAAGUCGUUUUAAACUGUAAUGCAGUUGAUUGAUGACAUGAACAUGUAUUGGGGUUGACCUCCAUACAAACAUAUAGUGUGAAAUACACAUAAACAACAGCCUAAAUGUAGGCUGAUUUUGCUGGGGGGCAGUGAGGAGAUUCGGGAUAGAGAUGCAGGUGGGAAAACAGUGCAUCCUUUUUUACUUCAUGCUAUUUUGGCUGAGCUAUGUCAAGCAGCGGGAAACGGACUCCAACAACUCAGAAGAGCCUUAAACCUGUGCCAGAACCGUGAAAUCUGAUGAUCCAAAAUGCCUCAUAAACUCCUCAAGUUACUCCUGGGAAGUUACCAGUGGCUGGCCAGUUACUGGCCCGUCCUUAUGCCGAGGGGAAUCCGCCUGUACACAUUUGAACAGAUCCCGUUAUUCAUGAAAGAAAACCCAUACAUUACAGAUGGAUACAGAGCCCGUUUACAAUCCAAACUUUGUUUAAAAAGCAUCUUUGUGCUGUCCAAUGAAACAGUCAACAUAUGGACUCAUCUGUUGGGCUUCCUCCUGUUCUUCCUACUGGGGGUGAAUGACAUGUCUACAGUCCUGCCGGCUUCAGGUGCCAACAGAGAAGACUAUGUCAUCUACUGCAUAGCACUCUUCUGCUUUCAGGUGUGUAUGCUGUGUUCUGCAGGGUAUCACAUGUUCUCCUGCCACCUCUCAGAGAAGACAUGUCACCGCUGGUUGGCGCUGGACUUCGUUGGAAUCUCUGUGGGAAUCCUGGGCUGUUACAUUCCAGGGGUCUUCUAUGCCUUCUACUGCAUCACUUUCUGGAGACAGGUGUACCUGGUGACUGCUCUAGCGUUGAUAUUGGCCGUGUUCUUAGCUCAGAUCCACCCUCACUACCACUCUAAGGAGUGGCGACACCAGCGUACUGCCAUCUUCUGCUCCGUGGCUGGCUACGGGAUCAUCCCCGCCGGCCACUGGGUCUGGCUCAAUGAAGGCCUCGGCUCAGCUGUCGUCCAGUUGUUCCUCCCUCGUGUGAUUGUGAUGUAUUUGAUAGCUGGAGCUGCGUUCCUCUUUUACAUCUCUAAAAUCCCAGAACGCUGCUUCCCAGGUCAACUGAACUAUCUGGGUGCCAGCCACCAGGUGUGGCAUGUCCUUGUGGUGUUUUUGCUCUACUGGUGGCACCAGACUGCAGUAUAUAUAAUGAAAUUCAGGCACAGCCAGCCAUGCCCUCCUUUCUACACCCAGCCUGGUCUCAUAGACUAGAUGUAACAUAGUAAAAGUACAUCCGGGACACUCAAAUUAGUAUGAUAUGUUACGUUUGGUAUGGGUGGUUGGUCGAGGUGGAUGGGUGGGUGAAUGCCUAGCUAUCCAAAAAGUUGUGUGUUCAAAUCUCGUCACGGACAACUUUAGAAAAUUUUCAACUACUUGAACUUUUUAGCUACUUUGAAACUACUUAGCAUGUUAGCUAACCCUUCCCCUAACUCUUUUAACCAGCCCUUCCCCUAACUUUAACCCUUUAACCUAACUCCGAACCUUAACCCAUAACCCUAAACUAGCUAACAUUAGCCAGCUAGCUAACGUUGGGUACAACUAAUUGGUAUUCGUACCAUAUCAUACGUAUUGCAAAUUUGUAACAUAUUGUACAUUUACAGAUUCAUAACAAAUUGUACAUUUAGCAAAUUCUUAACAUAUCAUCCAAAUUGUAAUUCAUAACUUAUCAUAUGAAAUGGAUGAUGACAUCCACAAAUUAAUACAUACAAUACGAAACAUAACAUAUCAUACUAAAUGAAGUGUCUCAGAAUUACAUACAGAAUAAUACAAAAUGCUGAGAGACCAGAUUGCUACACAAACAGUGACUAUAGCCUCAAGCUGGCUCAGCCACCGACAGAGCAACAACCUGUACUGCAGCCACUCGAUGCAAUUAAACCAGACUACAGACCUCUAGAAUUCUAUCAUACAGAUGCCCAGUCAAGCAGACAAGAGAGUAGCCUCCCUACCAGAACAACUAUAACCAUACCGUUAGACCUUGCAGAUGUCUGUAGAAAGAGCGAACAAGUAAAAGAGUGGAACCAUCUCUCUGGUUUUAAGGAUUGCGAUUAGUGGUAUGCAAUCGUAUCUGCUUUCUGCUGAGACUUCUGUAAGGCCAGGUUAUAAGAAGGAAAGACAUGUCAGUCAUAGCCUGGUCGCAGGUCUGGGAAGCAAGAUGGCACAAACAGACCUGGGACUAGUCUUGGUGAAGUCACUAGGACACACAGUACAGCUUCAACUGAACAUUUUCUGUUAUUCUCCGAUUAUCUUUUCGUAUUCAAUAUAGUUUUUUUAACCUGAUUUGUAUCUAUUAAUUUGCAUGUAAGCUACUGUUUGAAUGUUACAUGCUGUGAAAUGGUACUUCUUGAAAUGCUUUCUUGAGCACAUGGGACUUUACAAGGGUUAUGUGCAAUCUAGAAUAUAUAUCCUUUGGAAACCGAACAUAGAGCCUAUGUUCAGUUGUUUUUGCCUGCAUAGUUAUCUUACUGUAUUUCAUUAAUGGUGGGGCUGAGUAGUUAUCUUACUGUAUUUCAUUAAUGGUGGGGUUGAGUAGUUAUCUUACUGUAUUUCAUUAAUGGUGGGGCUGAGUAGUUAUCUUACUGUAUUUCAUUAAUGGUGGGGUUGAGUAGUUAUCUUACUGUAUUUCAUUAAUGGUGGGGCUGAGCAGUUAUCUUACUGUAUUUCAUUAAUGGUGGGGUUGAGUAGUUAUCUUACUGUAUUUCAUUAAUGGUGGGGCUGAGCAGUUAUCUUACUGUAUUUCAUUAAUGGUGGGAUUGAGUAGUUAUCUUACUGUAUUUCAUUAAUGGUGGGUUACUUUUAGUAUCAGUGGUCAACUGAACCCCUUCCUCUCACAAUCCACUUGAAUCUAAGGGCUGAUUCAGGAAUUGUUUAGAGAGUUGGUUACAUUUAAACAUAAACCCAAUUAAAUAGAUUGGGAGUAAAUGACCCUUGCUUUAAUUAGUUUGUUAAUAGACUAUUUAUGAAUCCGUCCCUCUAUUCACUUACUAUAUAACCUAACGUAUCGACGUAAAAGAAACACCUGAGUAGAAUACCCCACAUUCUGGUCCUGAUGAUAUUUAUUUUUUUUAAUAACUUGUGGGAGGUUCUCUUCUGCACUAUUCAACCAAUCCAGUAAAUGUGAAGGAGGAGUUAAGAUGGAGCGUCUUCUUUUUAAGCGUCCAAAAGCUGAAGUCGCGUCACAAGCUCUUCCAUUUCCACUGAAAACAGGUUGCACCCAGUGUUUGCAACCCCGCUGAUGAUGCUUACUAUAUAGUACAUGGGUGUGUGAACAACUGCAUAAGAACAAAUACUUUAGAGGCCAGUAUUAUCUAUUGUAUGACUAAUACUGUACGGUUUUACAAUCACAUUACUGACAGGUCUAUCUAUGCACAAUAUGGUGUCCUGUAGAUCACAGGUGGCUGGUGGCACCUUAAUUGGGGGGGGGACGACAAGUUUAUAGUAAUUGGCUGGAAUUGAUUUGAUGGAAUGACAUAGAAGUGUUUUAAUACCAUUGUUAUGAGCCGUCCUCCCCUCACCAGCCUCCUGUAUUGUAGAUCUCCUACUGUGUAGCUAAUACCCAUAGAGGUCAUUCGACCGUGUCAGAUAAUGAUGCUCAGAACAUAUCACAGCCGUUAAAGGCCCACUGUGACAUUCACAGCCUAUAUUGACUGUUCGUUAGCCUUGUUUGUAAAUGAGCUUUUGUUUCAAGUAUGCCUUUAAUUAUUUCACUGUAUUUUACCUGGUUGCUAUAAUGUCGGUCUUUGGUUGUCCAACAUUUGUUUUUCCAUUCAUUUAGGCAUUAUUGUUGGACUUACUUUUGAAUGCUGGAAUGCACUGACUAAAGGGACACAUUAUUUUAAUCUGUAAUAUGACAUGUCUCGAGUAUUAUAAAUUAAUAAAGAAUGCCUAAAAUGA